This is a messenger RNA of Fusarium sp. VM40, 663 nucleotides long. Lineage: Eukaryota; Fungi; Ascomycota; Sordariomycetes; Hypocreales; Nectriaceae. The record is from the annotation of a GenBank genome assembly.
AUGGCCUCCCGACAACCUCCCGCUGGCGCCCGUGGCACCAACACUAGAUUUGCGCAGUUCAAACUGGUUCUUCUCGGCGAAUCUGCUGUCGGAAAGAGUUCAAUAGUCUUGCGAUUUGUCAAGGAUCAAUUCGAUUCCUAUCGCGAAUCUACCAUUGGCGCUGCCUUCCUGACACAGACUAUUUCUCUUGAUGAGAGCACCACCGUCAAGUUUGAGAUCUGGGAUACCGCUGGUCAAGAACGCUACAAGUCUCUUGCUCCCAUGUACUACCGAAACGCAAACUGCGCCGUCGUUGUAUACGAUAUUACUCAAUCCGCAUCGCUAGAUAAGGCAAAGGCUUGGGUCAAGGAGCUCCAACGCCAGGCGAACGAGAAUAUCGUCAUUGCACUUGCAGGAAACAAGCUGGAUUUGGUCACUGAGCAGCCCGACAAGCGUGCCAUCUCUACCGCCGACGCCGAGGCCUACGCUCGUGAGGCUGGCCUUCUCUUCUUCGAGACCUCAGCCAAGACUGCCGAGAACGUUCAAACUCUUUUCACAGCUAUCGCUAAGAAGCUUCCCCUGGACCAGGCCGGUCCUCGACACGCACGACCAGGUCAACGACCAGGCGUCAGUCUGGCCCCCGAGAACUCCACCACCAACGUUAGCGGCCCCUGCAGCUGCUAA